AUGUCUCAAGAAACUUUUAUUUGUGGUGCUCGUCGUAUGGCUGGGUAUAUGGCUGAACAACCUAUAUAUCUUUAUACAUAUAAUCAUGCACCAGAAUCGUUUUGGUUGUCAUUACCAAGCUUAGUUAUUUGGCCAGGAGCAUAUCAUUCCGCAGAGCUAUUGAAUUUAUUUCAAACAGCAUCGCCUUCACUUUAUGGUGACCAAAUAUUUUUACCCAAUGAAUGGAAUUUGGUCAAAUCUACUCGUACAUAUUGGACAAAUAUGAUUACAAAACAUCAACCGAACGAUAAUAUUAGUAUAACAUGGCCUCCAUAUUUACCCAGAACGGAUCAAACUCUUGUCCUUAAUACGAAUAUAACUACUGCUACUUUUAUUGAUGCUUAUCCUAAUUGCGAUGUGUUAUCAGCUGCACGUGUGAAACUAUUUGGCGAAUACAUCGCAAAUCAUCGAUGA
Messenger RNA from Rotaria sp. Silwood1, 453 nucleotides. Lineage: Eukaryota; Metazoa; Rotifera; Eurotatoria; Philodinida; Philodinidae. The record is from the annotation of a GenBank genome assembly.